AAAGGCACAAAGCCUCUUUAUCUUUUCAAAAAAGCAGUACAUAAUUACAAAAUAAAGAAAACUUAAUAUUAAAGGCUCAUCCGGAAUUGUUCCAUGCCAGAGCCGACGACAUCCAAAGGGAAAAUCUACUUUUCAAAGGGCACAUUUUCAGAAUUUGACAAUGCGAAACGAAAUUAAAGAUCGGUUGUGUUUUCCGGUAUGUGGAAGGGAACCGUUCGUUCUGCUGAUAUUUUCGGGGAAGUGGAUGUAGGAAACUCAGCGAGUGGUGUGAACGAAUAAACAUUUGACAUGGUUUGGAGGGCAUUCCUAGCCUAUUGGAUGCUAAGAAAAACAGAGAAAACCAGCUAAAAAGGGUUAACCGGUGAGUUCGUUCCUUGUUGCUCUCUUUUAUAUUUGAACAUGACGUAGGUAUACUUGAGGGUUCCGGGUCAUUUGGCCGAACGCCAUUUGGCCGAAUGCCGUUUGGCCGAACGCCAUUUGGCCGAAAGGGUCAUUUGGCCGAAUGCCAUUUGACCGAAUGCCGUUUGGCCGAAAAAUGAAUGAUGAACUUAAGUGAAUAUACCACUGUUCCCCGUCUCAGUAUAACUAGAUAGAACAGCCUAUGAUUUCGGGAGGUAGUCUUAAGGAAGCUAAAUUAACUGAUUUUUGGACAAACGUUCGUGGGGUGUUCAGGCUUUUGUCACGAGAUAUCAACUAGCGUAAGUGUGCCCAUCGUUGACAAUGCGUUGUGCCACUUUUAGCUGAAACUGAGUAAGAAUACAAAGGAUUUGUCGAUUUCUGAGUAAGACGAACUCAGUCACUGAGUAACAAUUUUUCUCGGUGUACCGCAACAAUAGGAACAUAGCAGCAAAAAUAUCAAGGAAAAAUUUUUUGAAGCAGAUUUUUGGACAAAUCUUAAGCACACGUAUGGCGCAAUCUCAUAAUUAAAGCAUAAUACAUCUAUUAAAAAUGCCUUUUAGUAACAUUGCAGUCGAAAAAGUGCUCAAAUGCCACUACCGCAACAAUAGGUACUACCGCAACGAAGGGAACAAUCAUCCUAUCAUGUUCUAUUCUGAAGGUCUCCAAUGAAUUCACUUUGCCCUCCUACAAAAAAAAAGGUAUGCAAUUGUGGUACCGGCCGGUCAUUUCACUUCCAGUUUACGGUAGGUAGUCCCAGCGUCAUGUUUAAAACAGCCUUAUCAUUUCAAUCACUUAUUCACUUUGUGCUUGACAGCGUUCCGAUGAGCCGCACAUUCGGUUGCAUCUUUUGGUAGGAUUAGAAUCUAUACAUAAAGAUGCUGUGGAUUAGCUUGUUCGUAUUGUUGAUGGUAACUAGCCCGGUAGUUCAAGGCAAAAGAAUUUCCGAGAUCAAAUGCGAAGAGUACAUCAAUUCCACCAGGACAACCGUCAGUGUAAUUUCAAUGAUCUUUGAUCCAACGCCCAUCGAGUUCUCGUCGUACAACUGUUCGAAAACCGUGGACCUCAUUGUCGGUGGCGAAGAUGCCCAUAGUGGAGAAUUUCCCCAUCAAGCUCUACUCGGUUGGAAAACGAACCGAACGGGCGUGUAUACGUUCGAGUGCGGUGGAACGAUCAUCAGCGACCGAUAUGUACUGACGGCGGCUCAUUGCGCUUCGAAACCGAACACUCCGAUGUCUGCACCCGAGUUUGUACGGUUCGCCGUGGUGGAUCUAACGAAAAAUGAGGACGAGUUUGACAUCGAUAUUGAAUCGUUCAUACGACAUCCAUCUCAUAGCUUUCGUCGCUCCUACCACGAUAUAGCGUUGAUUCGUUUGGCGGAACGCUUACGAUUUUCGGCCCUGGUUCGACCUGCCUGUUUGUGGACCGAUGAAGAUACGUAUCCUUCAUCGGUCAUCGCUACCGGUUUCGGGGGGAUGGAUGUGGCAGAGGAAGGAUCGAAUACGCUACGCAAGGUGCAGCUGGAUGUCCAGGACUUGAGCAAUUGCAACAAGCAGUUUCUGGGGACCAGGAACUUUCCCCGUGGGAUGUCCGAAAACCUGCUAUGCAUUGGAAGCUCCGGUGGUGGCAAGGACACGUGCCAGGGUGAUUCGGGUGGUCCCAUUCAAAUUUUGGCAAAUCAAAAAUGGUGCAUCUACCAUGUGCUGGCGGUGACGUCCAUUGGGUCUGCCUGUGGUACCAAGAUGCCAGCAUCCUACACUAAGGUCGCUAGUUAUCUGGAUUGGAUUGAGGGAAUCGUUUGGGGAUCGGAUUGAUCAACCAUAUAGGAUUACAUCGGCAGGCUCUAAGUAGAAUGACAUAGGUAAAAUGGAUUAAUCGCUCAAUUUACACGUAAUUCAUAUAUUUUUGAAUACAUUUUUGGAUCAGAAUAAAUUUUGGUCUAUUAUUUCGACACCAACAUUUCAAAAGGGCGUAACUGCUUUUGGAAUCAUCACCUUCUUUUAAAGCUGUGGAUCAUGUGUUAUGAUUUCCAUGUUUUUCACAACAAGUACCAGAUGGGAAAAACUCUCCUCUUUCCGACAACCACGGUGGUUUGAGUGUAAGGGAGGCAGUAUGACCUACAGCUUUGAAAGAAGGUAUUACUUCCAAAUGCAGUUACGCCCUUUUGAAAUGUUGGUGCCGAUUUGCAUUUGUUUCCAGUGUA
Molecule: messenger RNA, 2599 nt
Organism: Aedes albopictus (Asian tiger mosquito)
Lineage: Eukaryota; Metazoa; Arthropoda; Insecta; Diptera; Culicidae
Product: serine protease snake-like
Exons: 5
Coding region: 1275-2210 (311 amino acids)
Biological process (GO): proteolysis
Molecular function (GO): serine-type endopeptidase activity
Source: RefSeq, a predicted model, not a curated record